AUGGGCGAUUUCUAUACAUAUCUUACUUUUAUUGGUAUUGUGAGUGUGUGGAGUAUAUAUGGCCUCAUAACAACAGUCAUGAAAUCAGCUAGUGGAAUAACUGUCUACAUGGUGGGCUUGAUUUUUAUAACAGUGAUUCACUUUAUCAUUGGAUUCAUCCAUAUCAUGUUAUUAUUCACAACAUAUCGUCCUAUACUAUUAGACUCUUGUCUUCAACGUCAACCCACACGGUUAUUUUGGUGGUCGUUAGGGUAUGAUGACAACGAGGAAAUAAAAAAGAUUUAUAUGGCUUGUUCUACGCAAUGGAUCAGCUUUGCGACCGAAAGAUUUGUAUCCUGGAUUGUGUAUAGUUUUAUCUCUUUUCUUUGCUUGUACUUCGUUGUGAGAUAUCAGCGAUACAUUACACAUCAACGAAACAAGGCACAAGGUGUUGUGACAGGAGCUACAGAUGGUGACUGGUCUGAUGACGGAGAUGACUAUAGUACUUUUGUAGAAAAGAAAAAGCAAGAUGGAUCCACUGACAAAGUAACUUAUUACCAUGAAGAGUUCCCCACGACAAAAUCCGAAGACAGCGAACUCUCGGCCAAUAUGCAUCAACAACGACAAAAGCUAUUUGACGUCAUUGCCAAAAGAAAGAGAGCCAGAAGCAGUCUGAACCGUAGACCCACUAUUGGUAAUCCAAGUGAAGAAACUGUCAAUGUUGUCCAUCCAUUGGAUUUGGCUCAGGAUUUGGAUGAUUAUGAACCACCACCAAUGCCACCAGCGGAAGACACAAGUGAAUCUUGGAAUCGAUACAAUGACGAGCUUUUGAAAGAAGAACAGGAAGCGUUGGAGCGUCAAAAGAGAGUCGAUUCACUCUCUACUGAACGAUUGGAAUAUGAAAUGUACCGAUCUCAUGGAUCCAAAAGCCGAGAGAGUAGUAUAAGUGAAACUGUUCGACAGGAUGCAUCCAGAAGAAAG
Molecule: messenger RNA, 960 nt
Organism: Mucor mucedo
Lineage: Eukaryota; Fungi; Mucoromycota; Mucoromycetes; Mucorales; Mucoraceae
Exons: 3
Source: RefSeq, a predicted model, not a curated record